AUGGCGUCCGUUCAGGUGAUGCGAGUGGUGAUCGACUGGGGUACUACUCACGGCAAGGCGGCGGUAUAUGUCGGCGAAAAGGGGACUUUCCUCUCGAGCCCUGGACUCGCCCACAUUGUGCAAUUCAGCAGUCCAACAGACCUCGACUACAAGCUACAGAAGAACGAGCUUCCCGAGGAGAGUGCCAUCAACGUCGCAAAACUGUCGCUAUAUCCCAACCACAAGAGCGCAGCCAUCGCAAAACAAGUCGAAGAACGCCUAGAAGCUGCAGGACGUACCAAGCCACAGUUCAUCGCGGAUCAUCUCAAGGCGAUGUGGCCUGCGAUCAUAGCCUAUGCGAAGACUCAGUUUGAUGAUGCCGAAGAAGACUAUGUCGAUGGCCUGGACAAAGAGCUCCAGAUGAGUGUUCCCCUGUUGUGGUACCCAAGCUCCAACAAGAUCAUGUCUGAAGCCGCAGAGCUGGCUUCAUUGCCCAGGACCGAGCUUGUGUUGGAGCCAAUCGCUGCGGCAGCCUGCGUUCUCGAUGCCAUAACGGCCAAUAGCUGGAACAAAUCAAAGUUCGACCUUAAGCGUCUGGCGAAAGGCAAGCUCAUACAGGUGGUCGACCUGGGGGGAGGGACUUGUGACAAUGUCACCUGUAGGGUGUCCAAGGAGUCGGCCAACGGCGCCACAAUGGGGCUCGAGGUAGUGAGUCAGCCGAGUGGCGGGUUAUGCGGCUCUUACUUUAUCGACCAAGAGUUCCUCAAGUCAAUCGGGCUGAGUGUCGAGUCGUUUUCUGCUAAAGCUCGGCGCGAGUUCGAGCUUGCCAAGAUCAAGAACGGGCGAUGGUCAUCAUUUGAGCUGAUCAGAGUGUCUGCUGGUGAUGGAAGACGAUUCUCGGUCGAUCUCCCUCUAGAUAAGAUGAUCGAGCUCCACAGGACUGUUAUUGCUGAGGUGAUCGAAGAGACGAAGAAGCAGCUUGUCCCCGGCACUGAGGCAAUCUUCCUGACGGGCCGGUUCGGCGACUCCAAACUCUUGUUCGAUGCAAUGUGUGAAGAGUUCGGCAGCAAGGUUGUUUACAACACCGUCCGGAUCAAUGGAGCCCAGGUGGAAGCUGUCGUCACCGGAGCCCUGAUGCGCUAUACUGGCAUCAUCUCACGCACCCUGCCAACUCGCUACACCUUCGGCAUACAGCGUGACAUCGACAAAGAUGAUGGGAGCAAGUACACCAAGAUCUCGGAGAACUGGGCCAUCGUCAAGUAUGAUGCGUACAUCGAGAAGCUUCCCGUGGUAGAGGGUCGAUGGAGCUCGCUGCUGAACAAAGACACUGUCACCGACCAAGACCCAUACAUCAGCGAGUCAACCUGGUUACAGUACAUCAUGCCGCUGGGUACUUCGCGGGUGACAGAGACGGUUUACUGGACCGAGGGCGAUAUCACCGACCAUCAGCCGAUCUACUCGGACGUCCAGGCUUUCGACCAGAACAAUACCAUCAAGAGCAACAUCGAGGUCUGGGAGACUAAAACUGUGACUUUCGACCCAGCGAGACACAACUUCAAAGUGAGCUACGACAAGGACGACCAGAAGCAGUAUAAGGCCUUCGGCCGUAUGCGCCUCACCUCGUCUGGACCUAAUACCAAGAUCGAGUGGCAGUUUGUGAGCCCGAGCGCCAAGCCACCUGACAAGCGGGGCCGCCCAAAGCAGAACCAGAAGACAAUUGUGAUCAAGCAAGACGAGAUCAUCAGCGAGCAUAGCUUCGUGCUCCGCUCAGAGACUCGCAAUCCGUUUCCUCACGACGAUGUCGUCUCGGGGCCGGUCCUUCCAGCCCAAGCCGUCUCGUCCGCUGCCGAAUCGCAGCCUGAUGCUCCGCUCGAGGAACCAUCCAAAGAUGUGGAGAUGUCAGGUACAGUAGGUAUGAGUGAGGGAAUUGAAGAGGCGGUCGAGGAGGGAGUUGAAGAGAUAGUCGAGGAGGUGCAGCGUCGCGUUCGUAGGCCGACCCAACGUGGAGCAGAGAUGCAAGCGGAGAGGGACAGGAGGAGAAAGAAGAACGGGACAACUCCACGCAAGCAGCACAUCCUGCCGGACUCGGAUGGAUACAUGGACAUUGAUGCCUAG
Molecule: messenger RNA, 2094 nt
Organism: Fulvia fulva
Lineage: Eukaryota; Fungi; Ascomycota; Dothideomycetes; Mycosphaerellales; Mycosphaerellaceae
Exons: 11
Coding region: 1-2094 (697 amino acids)
Source: RefSeq, a predicted model, not a curated record